Messenger RNA from Closterium sp. NIES-67, 1857 nucleotides. Lineage: Eukaryota; Viridiplantae; Streptophyta; Zygnematophyceae; Desmidiales; Closteriaceae. The record is from the annotation of a GenBank genome assembly.
GCAGCAGUAACAUUCUCCUCUUCCAUGCCUCUCGCCCUAGAUCCUCGAUUCACACAGAGUUCCCACUUGCUCCUUUUCUACCCAUUUUCGAGCACGUGUGCAUGUCGCGUCAAGUCGGGCAGCGUGAUAUCCGCUUAGCCUGUGAACUUCAAUAAGGUCCAAUAGCUUGAAAGUUAUCAUGUUGCCUGUUUGCACUACGAUGGUAGGACAAAGAAGCCAUUCUGAAGCGGCUGCGGACUAUCCGAGCUAGAACCGACGCAUGCGGUUAGCACGAGCUAGAAUCGGCUGCCGACUAUCCGUUACGACGUUAAAUCGCUUAUUCCUAAUAGUUUCGCGUAAGCUUUUGGUUUAGCUCAUUCCCAAUGGGAGCGUGCUACAGUAGUCAUGCCAGUCGUCACAACGAGCAUAAAGCCGGACUUCUUUUGCCUUGCUUUCUAGCAGGGGGGUCUUCCGAGAUAGAGCCAGCUAGUAACUAUGACGACACCGCGUCGAACGCGUCGUUCGCGAGCGACCUGCGGCGCUUCACGUACCGCGAGCUGCAGGCGGCGACGGGGCGGUUCCGCAGCAGCAACGUGCUGGGCGAGGGCAGCUUCGGCAAGGUGUACCGCGGCACCAUGCCCGACUGGCUCGGCGAGCUGCCGCGCGGACAGAAGCGCAAGGUGGCGAUCAAAGUGCUGGCCGCUGAUAGCUUCCAGGGCUUUGGCGAGUGGAUGUCGGAGGUGCUGCUGCUGGGGCGGCUGAGCCACCCCAACCUGGUGCGGCUGCUGGGCUACAGCACGGAGAGGGAAGAGGCCAUCCUCGUUUAUGAGCUCCUCGAUAACGGCAGCCUUGACGCCUGGCUCUUCCACGACGAGUCCACCAGCAGCAGCAGCCGCAGCCGGCGCGCGCUGACGUGGGAGGAGCGGGUGCGCAUCGCGCUGGACGCGACGAUGGGGCUCGCGCACCUGCACGCGGAGAACAUCAUCCACCGCGACUUCAAGUCCUGCAACAUCCUGCUGGACAAGAGCAUGCGCGCGAAGCUGACGGACUUUGGCAUGGCCACGGUGGGCCCUGAGGCGGGGCAGACACACGUGUCCACGCGGGUGCUGGGCACCAUGGGGUACCUCGACCCCAAGUACAUGGAGACAGGCCACCUGACCCCCAAGAGUGACAUCUACGCCCUCGGAGUCGUCUACCUCGAGCUCCUCACGGGCCGCCCCCCCUCAGGCGAGGACGAGGACGCCAACGGGGAGGGCGGCCUGACAGCCUGGAUUCGGCCACACAUUUCGGCACGACGCCCGGAUCUGGACAUCAUCCUAGAUCCACGGUUGGGGGAUCAAUUCUCACGGGUGGGUGCGCAGAAGCUGCUGGUGCUGGCGAAGCACUGCAUCAACGAGGACCCCGUGGCGCGCCCGCAGAUCCAGGACUUAGUUAAAACAAUGCAACACAUCGUUGCCAUCGGGCACUCUCGGAGUGAGUCCAGUGGGUCGACAAUUUCAACACACAGCAGAUCAGCGUCGCUUGUGUCUGCUGCGUCGGGGGGCCACAGCCGAUCGGCAUCAGCAGCGUCUGCUACUGAGGGUACAGCGAAUAGCACCGCGGAAAGGAACGGCGUUGUUGACGCUGGCAGCAGGCGCAGUGGGGAGGGGCGAAACUCGUGGCGGUCGCUGUCACGAGGGGAUGGCCGUGAAGGGAGUGACAGAAGUGUAGAGCAUGGGAUCGAUGACGGGUCAUAUGUAAAUGCAGGCAAGGUGGUGUUCCAAGAAGCUGCUCCUAGAUGACGCCUGUAGCUGCGUUUAAAAGCAGUAUGCUCGCAAUGCUGUAUUGGUGUGUUGCUAGUAGUAUUUGCAUUCAUGGAAAUAAAUGUGAAUAUCCCCC